Molecule: messenger RNA, 844 nt
Organism: Miniopterus natalensis
Lineage: Eukaryota; Metazoa; Chordata; Mammalia; Chiroptera; Miniopteridae
Gene: NCCRP1
Product: NCCRP1, F-box associated domain containing
Biological process (GO): glycoprotein catabolic process; SCF-dependent proteasomal ubiquitin-dependent protein catabolic process; ERAD pathway
Cellular component (GO): SCF ubiquitin ligase complex; cytoplasm
Molecular function (GO): ubiquitin protein ligase activity
Source: RefSeq, a predicted model, not a curated record
CCACCGUUGCCACCGUCGCCGCCCCCACCGCCGUCGCCGCCGUCGCCCGCUGCCCCCGAGAGCCCCGGGCUGUCCCCGUCUGAGCAGCCGUCGGAGGCCCACGCUCGGCAGCUGCUGCUGGCGGAGUGGAGGCCGCCGGGCGGGAGCCUGCAGCUGCCUCCGGGCGUCACCUGGACGCUGCUCUUCCUGCGGCGGCCGCUCUACCGCAACCUGCUGCGCUCGCCCAACCCCGAAGGCAUCAACAUUUAUGAGCCAGCACCCCCUACUGGACCCACAAGACAGCCCCUGGAAGCUCUGGGCAACUUCCGUGGGUGGUUCAUUAGGACUGAGCAGCUCCAGCACAACUGCAGCUGGACGGUGAAGCAUCAGUGUGUGGAUCUGCUGGCCGAGGGCCUGUGGGAGGAGCUGCUUGACGAUGAACAGCCAGACAUCACGGUCAUGGACUGGUAUGAGGACAGCCGGCUGGACCAGUGUGUCUAUGAGCUGCACGUCUGGCUGCUGGCCGCUGACCGCAACACCAUCAUUGCUCAGCACCACGUGGCGCCCCGGACCUCUAGGAGGGGCCGCCCUGGCUGCUGGUUACAGGUGUCCCACGUGUUCCGCCAGUACGGCCCUGGCGUGCGCUUUGUGCACUUCCUGCACAAGGCCAAGAACCGCAUGGAGCCUGGUGGCCUGCGGCGAACCAGGGUGACCGACUCCUCCGUGUCUGUGCAGUUCAGGGAGUGACGAGCUGCUGCGGGUCUGUUCUGAUCCCUUGUCUCAUCUCCCUACCUGCCUCUCAGCACCUCCCUGACCCUUAGCACCACCCUGUUCUCUCAGCACCUCCCUGACGCUCAGUACCACC